CAGACCUCUCCGAGUUGAAAGUGCUGAUUCGUUCCGAAAUUUUUUUGCUUCGAACAAUAGAAAAAAGCGACAAAAUUACAUCUUUGCUUUGAUUGCUCUGGGCUGUAAAGCCGGCCAUGGCAGAUGCCUACCAACCUACAACGGUUCAGAGGCAAGACAGCGAAGGAAAUGAGAGAACAGCGUUUUGCAACCCGUUUCAAGGUCGAAGGCAUUUUGACCUCGAGAAUGGUCAUGAACACGAACGAGAAAACAAGGACGAUAGCGAGGGAACGAAACACGAUCGAGGAAAUCAGGGGCUCUUAACUCGAUGUGUUACCAGACAGACAAGCAAAACGGAAGACGGCAGUGCUCUUCCAAGUCCAGCGGAAUCCGAACUUUUUCUCCCGGCUACAGCAGAGAGUGCUUCGAAUCCUAGCAAGUUGACCCGGGUGAAGACACUCAAAAAAAAAAUUAUCAAAGGUACAGAGAACUUCUUUGGCCUGGGAGACUGCGAUGAAGACCAUGACCAUCUGCAGAGGAAGUGGAAUCAGCGAACAAAGCGGCACUACCAUAAACGGUAUGGUGCUCUUAUUGAGAAACCAGAGGAUGUUGUGGAUAGUUUUCCUCAUGGGUCACUCAGAGUGCCUGGUGGUAGAGAAAGCCUCAGUAGCUAUCAAGGCACACUUAAACCAGACCCUGAUCUUUUACGAACGUUGAGCCGACGUGAGUCAGUGGCGACCAUGGCAUGGAAGAGAAUGAAGAAAAUGAAAGAGGAUACUGGGAGCUUUAAAUCCCCCAGCCGAAAAUCUCAGCCAGUCAGCACUUUGCUUGAGGCUGGACGGAGCUUCUCACCAGCUGUCAUGUCACAGUCAGAAAUGGAUGAAGUUGACAGUGGAGUUCCUGUUACUAGAUUUGAUCGGCCAUCCAUUGAUGACGAAGUGUUCUUUGAUUUUUCGCCGGAGAGACCAAGACGAAGAAUUGAAAGACCAGGAUUUUUACCCGAAAUUCAAGAGGAGAGGCCUGCCAUUCCAACAACAGAAGCUAAAGAUGAAGUGGAAGGACCCCCUAUGCCACCAGUUCGCAGCACUCGUGGCCAAAGAAUUAGGGACCGACCCUGUGCUACAAAUGCUAACCGUCGUGAACUUGGUAAAGGAAUGGUUGGUAGAUGGUUGAACAGAACAAUAAAGCGUAAACGCUUGACAAGCACUGUCAAAAAGCAGAUUGAAAACCUUUCAGAUCACAGGCCUUACUUUACCUAUUGGAUCUCAUUUGUACAAGUGAUUGUACUUGUCGUUGGGUUAGCAGUUUAUGGAUUUGCUCCCAUUGGAUUCACAGAGACAAAAGAAGAAAGACUGAUUGACAGAAGUCAGAUGGGAACUCUUGUACCAGAAUAUGUGGCAAGAUAUAUUCCUGACAACUUCUGGAUUGGUCCUGAUCAGGCAGGUUUGAUCAAAAUGGGAGCCAAGUUUGCACCAUGUAUGCGCAGCGAUAAAAGGCUGCAAGAAGUGUUGUUAAUGGAGAAGAGGAAUGAGAGUCAGGCAGGCUGUUGUGUGAAGUCUGAUGACUCUGGUUGUAUAACAACAACUGAGGAAAAGUGUUCAAGAACCUUUGCUUAUUUUUGGAAGUAUUCCAAAUCCAAUAACAAGACAAGAGUUGUUUGUGGACAAGACCCAGACACUUGCCUAGAUCCCCCGUCGGUUAUUCCAGAUGAGUGGGACAAAGAUAUCACCAAUUGGCCCAUUUGUCGUGAAGCAAAGCCUAAUCUGUCACCUGCUGAUUACCCGCAUAUGACGUGUGACAUUCAUGGUCGCCCAUGCUGCAUGGGCAACGAAGCCAUCUGUCGAAUUGUCAGCCGGGACGAGUGUGACUUCUUCCGCGGCAGAUUCCAUGAGAAUUUAACGCUUUGUUCCCAGGUGGACUGUUUGAGGGAUACUUGUGGAAUGUUGAAUUUCCAUCGGAAGGAAACACCUGACCAAGUAUAUCGCCUUUGGAUGGCAAUGUUUGCUCAUGCAGGGGUGAUUCAUCUGGCUUGUACCCUGGCUUUUCAUAUCACCAUAAUGCGCGAUAUGGAAAAGAUGGCUGGCUGGCUCCGCUUGUCCAUCAUUUAUAUCUUUAGCGGCAUUGGUGGAUAUUUGUACAGUGCAAUUCUUCUCCCUUAUCAAGCUGAGGUCGGACCGUCAGGCUCCAUCUUUGGAAUCAUCGCUUGCCUGUUCGUUGAGCUCCUUCAGAGCUGGCAAAUCAUAGCGCGGCCUUUCACAGCUCUUUUUAAACUAUGUGGACUAGUUUUUCUUCUCUUGAUAAUAGGCCUGCUGCCGUACGUCGACAACUUCGCCCACAUGAUUGGUUUCUUGUUUGGGCUUCUGUUGGCUUUUAUCUUCCUUCCGUAUGUGUCGUUUAACAAGUUUGACCGAAAGCGAAAGCAAAUCCAGAUAAUCGUGUGUUUCGUAUUGGUCAUUAUGUUGUUCGUGAUAGGAUUUUUGGUGUUUUAUGUCGGUCAGGAUUCCGGCUGCAAUGCCUGUGGCUACUUGAACUGCAUUCCCUUCACCAAAGAUUUUUGCAAGCUAGGAGGACAAAAUCUACAGCCAAGAGCACGGUAGUCAGAUGAGGAAUAGGGAAUUUAAGCAAACCACGACGGCGACGGCAACGAGAACGUGGAAAACAAUAGAUCUAAUUGGCAGAACAAUA
Molecule: messenger RNA, 2664 nt
Organism: Stylophora pistillata
Lineage: Eukaryota; Metazoa; Cnidaria; Anthozoa; Scleractinia; Pocilloporidae
Product: inactive rhomboid protein 1
Biological process (GO): regulation of epidermal growth factor receptor signaling pathway; regulation of protein secretion
Cellular component (GO): endoplasmic reticulum membrane
Molecular function (GO): serine-type endopeptidase activity
Source: RefSeq, a predicted model, not a curated record